AUGUUCGGAGCUUUCAGACCCACCAAUUCGUUAUGCUCGGGAUUGCUCUGGAAGAUCCCAUGGCGCCUCUCCAAAUUUCAAAAAGCGCGACAACGGAAACGCCUACGAGCAGUUGAUACAGUCGUGGCAGUAGUGGACAAAGCACUGGCAAAGCAGGGAAUUACAACGAAGGCUGUGGAGAGAUGGAAGGACGAAAUGCCUAUUGAGCAGGAGAUGUUGCCGAAAGACAAAUACACGAUAUUCGACCGAAAGGAGAAGAAAUACAGGAAGAGCAUCAGAAAGCUUCCAAAAUGGACAAGAGUUUCGCAAAGAGUCAACCCACCUGGAUACUGA
Drepanopeziza brunnea f. sp. 'multigermtubi' MB_m1 is the source of this 333-nucleotide messenger RNA. RefSeq names its product mitochondrial 54S ribosomal protein mL60. Gene Ontology annotation, cellular component: mitochondrial large ribosomal subunit. NCBI's taxonomy places the organism in Eukaryota, Fungi, Ascomycota, Leotiomycetes, Helotiales, Drepanopezizaceae. Gene Ontology annotation, molecular function: structural constituent of ribosome. The record is from RefSeq and is a predicted model, not a curated record.